GAACGGCUGAGGAAAAAGAAGGAGGAAGAGGCAGGUAUCUUUGCAGUUCUACAAGAAGUGUGGGCCAAUCGAAAAGCCAAGCGACGCCAAGAAGCCUACACGCGACAUUACGAUUUUGUAUCCAAAGGAGUUGUUGAACUGAUCUUGCAGUUUGUGGAACAGGUUGUUCGAUAUCGCGCAUACACUGGA
Opisthorchis viverrini is the source of this 189-nucleotide messenger RNA. RefSeq lists its product as hypothetical. The annotation marks the transcript as partial. The transcript has a single exon. Lineage: Eukaryota; Metazoa; Platyhelminthes; Trematoda; Opisthorchiida; Opisthorchiidae. The record is from RefSeq and is a predicted model, not a curated record.